Messenger RNA from Sinocyclocheilus grahami, 3319 nucleotides. RefSeq names its product serine/threonine-protein phosphatase 6 regulatory ankyrin repeat subunit C-like. Gene Ontology annotation, molecular function: protein binding. The record is from RefSeq and is a predicted model, not a curated record. Bases 1 to 2913 code for a protein of 970 amino acids. NCBI's taxonomy places the organism in Eukaryota, Metazoa, Chordata, Actinopteri, Cypriniformes, Cyprinidae. The transcript has 26 exons.
AUGUCUCUUUUAAAUUGUGCUGAUGUUAAUGCUAAAGACCAGGAGUGGCUGACUCCUCUGCAUCGAGCAGCUGCCUCACAGAAUGAAGGGUCUGUUGUGCUGCUGUUGAGAAAGGGUGCCGAGGUGAACGCGCAGGACAGGUUCUGUCAGACGGCACUGCAUGUAGCUGCAGCCAACAGAGCGAUGAAGUGUGUCGAUACUCUGAUUCCUUACGUGAGCAGUCUGAAUGCAGCAGAUCGCUUCGGGAGAACCGCUUUACAUCACGCAGUCCACAGUGGACAUGCAGAGACAGUGACCCUGCUCCUAAAUAAAGGGGCCACCGUGAGUGCCAGAGACAUAAAGGACAGGCAGCCUAUCCAUUUGGCUGCUCAUCUAGGGCAUCUGGAGGUCGUCAGGCUCUUAGUGGCGUGCAGUGCUGAUGUGUCCUGCAGGGACAAGCAGGGGUUUACUCCUCUACAUGCGGCUGCUCUUGGUGGACACACUGAAGUGGUCAAGUACCUGCUGAAACAUGGAGCAGAGAUUGAUGAAGCAGAUGGCUCUGGUAACAGUGCUCUCCACAUGGUUUGUUACGCUGGGCAAAGGGCUGUAGCUAGUGAGCUGGUUAACUGUGGUGCCAGUGUUAACCGGUCAAACGUGCGUGGAUGCACGCCGCUGCACCUGUCUGCUGCCUCCGCUGAUGGAGCCCUGUGUCUGGAGCUGCUGGUCAAUAACGGGGCAAAUGUUCACAUUCCGAAUAAAGCCGGGAAGAGUCCUUUGCAUGUGGUUGCCAUUCACGGACACUUCACCCGUUCCCAGAUACUCCUUCAAAAUGGUGCAGAGGUGGAGUGUGUUGAUAUAUAUGGUAAUACUCCUCUUCACUCUGCUGCUAAACAUGGUCAUGAGUUGCUCAUCACUACACUCUUGAAUAACGGUGCGGAUGUGGCCAGGCGAGGCAUUAAUGGCAUGACUCCAUUGCACUUGGCGGUGUUUUACGGAUUUUCAGACUGUUGUCAAAAGUUACUCUCCUCAGGGUUUGAUAUAAACACCGUGGACAGCCUGGGAAGGACAUGUUUGCAUGUAGCUGCUUCAGGCGGAAAUGUUGAAUGUCUUAAAUUGCUGUUAAACAGUGGUGCUGCUUUGAAUAAAAAGGACAAUUUUGGAAGGUCUCCUUUGCACUACACAUCCGUGAACGGCUCAUAUCUGUGUACAGUGGCUCUGGUGAAAGCUGGAGCUGAUGUUAAUGAACUGGAUGUGAAUGGAUGCAGUCCACUGCACUACGCAGCUGCUGCCCAAACCUCACACAGAGUUGAACAGAACUGUCCUGACAGUGAGACUGAUGAAGAAGCUCAGUGGUGUUUGGAGUUUCUUUUGCGUAGUAGUGCUGAUCCAACACUGCGUGACAGUAAAGGCUUCAGUCCAGUCCACUACGCAGCUGCCUGUGGUGACAGACACAACCUAAAAUUGCUCAUAGAAAUGUCUUUCAAAUGUGUGGAAGAUGUGGAGAGUUGUGUUCCUGUGAGCCCUUUUCACUUAGCGGCGUAUAAUGGUCACAGUGAAGCUCUUCAGGUGUUGUCCGAAACACUGGUUAAUGUAGACAUACAGGAUCCCAGGGGUCAUACAGCUCUGUAUAUGGCUGCUCUGAGAGGUCACAGCCCCUGUGUGGAGCUGCUGCUGCUUCAAGGGGCCUCGUAUGCCAUCAGGGAGCACAUCCACAGAUGGACACCACUACAUGCUUCAGCUGCCAGUGGUCAAACUGACUGCCUGCUCAUGAUGUUGCAAAGAGAUGGAAAAAAUGACAUAUUUGACCUCAUGGACAUACAUGGACAGACUCCAUUGAUGUUGGCUACACUGGGCAGUCACAUUGACUGUGUCCACAUGCUGCUUGAGAGAGGAAGUAAUCCAGACACUGGAGACAGAAGAAGCCGCGCUGCGUUACAUCACGCAGCAGUAGUUGGUAGUGAAGAGUGUGUCUCGGCUUUGCUGGUGCAUGGAGCCUUCUCUCUGUGCAGGGACGUUUAUGGCAGAAGCCCUUUGCACUUGGCUGCCUCUUGUGGUCACUCAUGGCUGUUGCGUCCUUUACUUGAUGCAGCAUCACUCUCAGACCCCCUUGACUCUCUGCUAGACUACAGUGCCUACACACCUACUCACUGGGCUGCUUACCAUGGGCACAAUGACUGUCUAGAAGCUUUACUUGAAUAUAGGCCAUCAAGCUUUCAGGAAGGAAACCCCUUCACACCACUGCACUGUGCACUAAUUGCUGGUCAUGAUGGUGCUGCUCGACUGCUUGUUGAAACUAUGGGAACAAAAAUCGUGAACCUCAUAGAUGGCAAAGGAAGGACUCCCUUACAUGCAUCUGCGUAUGCGGGAAAUGUCGCAGCCCUGAAGUUGGCAUUGAGCUGCGGCUCAGAUGUAAACUCAGUCGAUUAUACAGGGCACUCUGCAUUAAUGGUUGCUGCUGAGAAUGGGCAUACUUCUGCUGUGGAUAUCUUGCUUCAUCAGGCCGGCGCAGACCUCUCGCUGCUGGACAUCAACAGGAACUCAGCACUUCAUAUCGCCUGUAGAAGAAGUCAUGAAAUGUGUGCUCUUCUCAUUCUGGCGGAGAUUGACGACCCAACUCUCAUCAAUACCACAAACACUGCACUUCAAACACCUCUACAUAUUGCUGCAAGAAAUGGUCUUGCCACUGUGGUUGAGGUGCUGCUUACUCGAGGUGCAACGGUUCUGGCCAUUGAUCAAGAUGGACAUAUUCCAGCUUUGGCAUGCGCACCGAACAAAGAUGUGGCAGACUGCUUGGCUCUUAUAAUUUCCACAAUGAUGCCUUUUUCUGCUGGCACCAGCUGCGGCAUCAGUCUGAUGAAGCACUGUGGCAUUGCUGCAUCCCAUCAGCCCGUGUCCAAAACCGUGCCUAUACAACUGAUUACAGAGGAACCAUAGAGCUGAGUGGACACCAAACAAUAUACUGAAUACUCUUUUGACUUUGAACUCCUGUUAUCUAUUCAGAAGGUAUUAGAAUGUAAUUUUUAUUGUACAAUAUUACACAAUGCUACUGUUUUAGCAUCAUGCAGUAUAUACUGUGACAUAUUCAUUUGUAAUACAGUACAUCUUUAACUGCACCAUUCCAUUAUGUGCCGAAUUCCUCCUUUAUAUGUCGCCUUAGAAAGUAACUACAAUAUCUGCUACUGUUUUAGCAUCAUAUAGUAUAAAUGGAUGGAGAGAAAUGUAUUAAUUUGUGUUUGCAUGUGUGGGUACUCUAAAUAUGAAUUUAUCAUUUCACUUUUAUCUCAGCUUAUUACUGAUACAUUUACCAGCUUUCUUUGGACACUUUUUCUGUAUUUUUGAA